CAUGCUGUCCCAAUGAGGUUUAUUAGACAGUCUUUCUUGGGGUUUGUACAUACCCAAUGUAGAGAUCUCACACCAAGAUGUCCACCACACAGAAACUCUUAUCCCUGAAACAAGAUUGGGAAAGAUCUCCUUUCCCUCUCAGGGGAACAAGUCAUUAUCAAACUGCAUGAAAACAUAGGAAGGAGUAAAAUGUCAGACUCGCGUACCUCUUUAUGUAUUGUGCAUCAGUGCAAUAUCAUACUCCCAGCUGGCCAGACAGAUUAAGUUACACAUUGGCUAGAAGGCUUUCAAUAGCACUCUGUGCCUUUUCCACUAAAAUUUCCCAGCAUUGCUAACACUGGUCAUCUCUGGAAAUGGUAGCAAAGAUGGGAACCCUAUUCUACAGAAGGCACUUGUGGCCUCCAGCAUUUGUCAUUGUCAUCUAUCCCUUCUCAGAGCAAACUUUUUACAAAGCAUACCUGUGUGAUGGAGGUUUCCACAGGCAGAGAUGAGGUAUAUCAUUCCGUCCCCUGCCCCUGUGGUGGCAGUGGGGUUGUAAAUGUCUUUUUGAGUGUUGUCUGUUCUGCUGUUUCACUGAACAGUUUUAGGGGUUUGUGCCCUUCCUACUGAAUGUAGUAACCUCUUGAUUUGUUCACGUAUCUCCAGUGCAAUUUUUCAAACAUUCCUCUUCCACUGGGAGCUAAAAAUGAAGCAGCUGGAGGUAGUAAAGGUGCAAGCCCAGAUCAACAUUCAAAUCAUCACUGAUCGAUUGACUGUAUUGGAAGUUAAACUACUACGGGCAAAGCAAUGAGAAAGCAGACAGGCCAGCUCUGCCCUUGGGGAAAUCUGCUGCUGUUUGGAGAUUUGCACCCUUUGCCUCAACUAUAGCUGGGUGGUUGUGGAGGGGGAGCAGGUUAGCAACCCUCCUCCUGCUCUCUUGCACACAGUCUGCCUGCUACUUUGUUCAAAAAAAAGUCUGUUUCAGCUGCCAGUUGGAGAGUUAGCAGUGUGUGCUCAAUGCAUUGGAAUAGUGUGUGCUCCUUGCAUAGCAGAGUGUGGAGUAGAAAGUUGCACUGCAGAAAGGACCCUAGGACCGUCACUUGAGCCAUUCUUCCAACAAAGGGCUUGCUCCUCUAAGCUGCUCACACCUCCUAUAAAGUGCUGAGUGCUCUCAGUUCUCACUGACUUCAGUGGAUGUUGAGUUUGCACAGAGUGCGGGAGGGGGAAAAUCAAGCCCAAAAUGUAUGCAGCAGUUGCCAUUGUGCAGUGGGUCAGUCGGGCAUCAGCCCUCCUCCAGUGUGAAGGAUGACAGCACCCAAGAUACAGGUACCCUGUCACACCAAUAUCUAAUUCUUUCAUGGAGCUUUGGGCUUCAAAUACUGAUAGAUUUAAAUGCUAUUUUUCAGACGACAAAAUUCCCAGUGUCCCUUAGGACUUAUAGGCACAGUAACUCUCUGCUCCAUCCCACUGGGAGAGUUGUAGGUAACUGGACAUGGGGAAUACACAAAUACCUUUACAGUUUCCUUAGAGACAAAGACACAGGAUAGCUCAGGUAAUGGGAGAUUCAUAAUGGCCCAUGGGAUGACAUUUAGAGAUGUGUGCAAUGGCCACAACACAGCCUGAAAUCAUGCAAAACUUGAUUAGGGUUUUGUUACAAAUUCCAAACUCGGCCUAGUUUCACUGAAAGGUUUGCAAACAAGGAUAGUGCUUCUAUAGUCGAGGUGUGUGUUGUUGCAGUUAGGUCAUUGCUGUGGAUAAAUACCCUACUUAAAAGUGCCAUACUAGGUCAGACCAGUGGUCUAAUUAGUUCAGUACAGUAGAACCUAAGAAUUAUGAACACCUCGGGAAUGGAGUUUGUAGCUUUGGAAUGUACGUAACUCUGAACAAAACAUUAUGGUUGUUUCAGAAGUUUACAACUGAACGUUGGUUUAAUACAGCUUUGAAACUUGACUAUGCAGAAGAAAAAUUCUGCCUUCGCUUUAUUUUUUAGUAGUUUAGUUUAACACAAUACGGUAUUUGCUUUUUUUGGUCUCUGCUGCAGCCUGAUUGUGUACUUCCCGUUCCAAUGAGGUGGGUGAUUGAGUGGUCAGUUUGUAACUCUGGUGUUUAUAACUCUGAGGUUCUAUUGUAUCCUGUCCGACAGUCCAGUACCAAAGGCUUCAGAGCAAGAUGUAAGAAACCCUGCUGUAGGCAAUUAUGAGAGAACCUAAUCUGCAGGGAAGUUUCACCCUAUCCCCCCAUGAUUAGAUGUUGGUUUAAGCCCUAAAAUUUUCACAUUUAUAUACAUCCAAAGCUCUUAGGGGGUUGGGAUCCCCCCCAUAUUUGUUGUUAAAACUCUGGAUAUUUUCUUGUUAUCCAUAUAUAAAUGUCUCAUCUUCUUUUGAAUCCUGCUAAACUCUGGUGUUGAUGUCUUGUGGCAAUGAGUUCCACAGUCUCAGUACCUAUGGUCAUUCUGUUAGGCACUAUUCACAAUGGAGCUGUGUGAAACUCAGCAGUUUUGUUUCACUGGCAUUUAUGCAAACAUUUUCUUUUUCUUUGUGGGUCUUCAAUCACGUAUAGUUUAAGCUUCUAGUUCUAACAAAUAUAAAAACUCAAAGGGAAAAUGAGUCCAAACCACUGGAUUUCACCUGCUGUCCUAUCACAAAUCACAACUUGCAUGCAGUUUUGACAAAGAACUAUACUUUAUGCAGCCUCAGGUUUGCCUUCAGCUGAUGCUUUAGAUAAGGACAAAUUCAAUCAUUCUGGCUGCAGUAGGGCUCUUCCUGACUCCUUCACAAAAAAUCUUGAAGCCCUCCCUGCUGGGUUCUUGCUGAAAUAGAGAAUGUUUAGCUGCUCCUGUUAUUCCAGAAAAAGUCCAGUUCUUGAGACUUCCAUGGUCAACCGAAUUCCGAUCCAGCCAGAUUCAGUUGCCAGAUGGGUGUGGGAGGUCGGGAUGGGUGUGGAUUGUGAUCUGGAUUAUUUUGAUAGAUUAGGAGAAGCUGCAUAUGACCUAAAUUUAGAUGGUAAAACUGGGGAGUAUGCAGACCCAGUAAAAGGCGAUGGGUGCCAAAUUAUAGUUUUUGAUUCUUUCUUGUACCAGAAUGUUUUGUGGUCCUUCAAGGUCUUGUUUUAUGACCAAAUUUUGCCAGGAUUCAGAUGCUGAACCUGAGUUUUGUGGUACUGUUAUACUGGGAAGCUUCAGGGUCUGUGUUUUUAAGGUGCACUAAUAACAGCUAAACAUGUUUUCUGAUCAGGCAUGAAACAUAGGUAGAUGGGGCUAAAACCUGCCAGGAUCCAGCAGGACCCACCUGAUGAAUCCAGGGUUUGGCAAUGCAACUGAGGUGGGAUGUAUCAGGGUAUUUGAUGCAAUUGGAACAGCUAGGCUUGUUCUUCAUGGACUUUGGAAGGCUGGGCUAAAAAUCGGCAAGAUCCAACUUGUACCCUGACCCUUUAGUCCAUUUCUGAUUGAAGGCUGAGGCUUUAGUGUCUUUUAAGCCCAAGAUCUUAAAGGCUUUUCCUAAGGAACAAAAAGGAGGUGCAAGGGGGGAAUGCAGCAGGAGAUAUAAUCGGUGUCAUGAGUUAAUAAGGGACUUGUGCGAGUGGCAGGCACGGAAAUGCGGGAGAGAACGAUGGAGAUCUAAACGGCGUUAGGACCGCUCGGCGCGCUCAGGUCUGGAGGUGGUAUAAGGUUUGCAAUCCCUCUACUUGCUGGCAGUUGCAGGAGAAGAUUGCUUUUAAGUGAAACGUCCCUGCCACCUCUCUGAGGUUUCAUUCCCCACAAUAGUGUCCUGCCCUUAAGUUUGAGAGCUCCUUUUGCGAUGCAGGGUCCGCGCUGAUGCUGAGGAGGGUGCACGGGAGAUUUCCAAUCCAGAAGAAUCGCUGGCAUGUAUAUUUCAUCCGAUGGACUUUCCAUGUGUCUCAUCUCCCUGCCAUCAACGCUAUAUGCAGUGACACUUUUGACUUGAGCAGAGGAAUGCGCGGAGGAAGCUCCGGCGAAACUGGUAGGAGAAGAUCUCCUCGGCGCCACUGCUAAUUGUCGUGAUUUAUGUCCCCUCCGAGUACCUUCCACAGCUUCAUCUAAAAUAAAACGAAAGCUGGGGCCAGCCAGGAGCGCAGCCUUUGCAGAGCGUCUCGUCGCUGAGAACCAGGGAACGUCCUGCAGCUUCCCGGAGCCCCAGUAAAAGUUUAAUGCAAAGAAGUGGCUUGGGCAGACGGGAGACCCGGCGGUGCAGCGGGGCUGGCAGGAAACCCUGAGCGGCUGCUGCUGACUUGUUCCAGGGAGAGCGUGGGUCCUGGCUCCCCUUCUCUGAUCUGCCGUUCGCCGAGCUUUGCAGUGGAGCCGGAGGAGUUCCUCCCCCUUCGCCCCGGGGCGAGCUCCGCCGGGCAGCUCCAGGGCAGUCUACAGUUCCCGGGGUAGGGGCGGAGAAGGGGGCUCCGACCUGCCGGCUGGCGGGAGCUGCUCUUCUCCAGCCCUUGAACUCCUCGGCGUUCCCAGGAACUUUUGUUGGGCGUGCGGCACACGGCUGCCAGGCUUCCCGCGGCUGGGGGACGGGGCCCAGCGGGCGGAGCAGCCUCCCAGCCCUGCGCCGCUGGCUCCCAUGCUCCCGCUGCCGGAGGGGGAUGAGGCUGGCAAGGUCCCAGGCAGCGCGGUGGCCGCUCUUCUCCCCGCUCUAACGAGAGGGAUUGCUCCACAUGGGUGUUGGUGCCAGAAGAAAAGAAUGAUUGAUGGGAAACAGACACCAGGCUGUAGACACUCAUCCUUUUGCUUCAGAUGCUGAUUUAUCAGUGCGUCUAGGUAUCCCUUGUGAGCUUUGAACACGGAGGAUCACUCAGGGUUAUCGACAGUACAAGUGAAGACCUACAACUUUGCUAAAUUAUUAUCUGCUCUCGGACAUCUUUUACAAAAAGCCCUGAUAGACACAUGAUAAGACAAAGGACAAGCUUCAGAUUUCUGUGAAAAGCUGUCCUUUGAAUAUGUUAGGCUUCCACCAAAGUCUUCAACUUAGUAAAGCAAGUACCAUAUUCUAACGCUUCACGUUCAGUUGUGGAACCUGUUUUAUAAGAUACAUACAUAAAUAUAUGUGUACAUAUAUUUAUAAUCUAUAGACUGUCCUUAAAUCAAUACUGCUUAUAAUUAUCAAGGCAAUUUCAAAGGAUUUAGAGAUGUAUUUGUCAAGAUUCCUGUCACUUCAUGCCCUUUGGGUUACUGUAUCUUCAGUGAUGCAGCAUUAUCCUUCAGUGUGGGGACAUUAUGAUGUGUGUAAGACUCAGAUUUACACAGAAGAAGGAAAAAUUUGGGAUUACAUGGCCUGUCAGCCAGAAGCCAGAGACAUGAUCAAAUAUGUGAAAGUGACCCUGGAUCCCCCUGAUAUAACAUGUGGAGAUCCUCCCGAGACCUUCUGUGCAAUGGGGAAUCCCUACAUGUGCAAUAAUGAAUGUGAUGCAACUACCAAUGAACUGGCACAUCCACCUGAACUGAUGUUUGAUCUUGAAGGAAGACAUCCCUCCACAUUUUGGCAGUCUACAACUUGGAAAGAUUAUCCCAAACCUCUCCAGGUUAACAUUACCCUCUCCUGGAACAAAACCAUUGAACUAACAGAUAACAUAGUUAUCACCUUUGAAUCUGGCCGUCCAGACCAAAUGAUCCUGGAGAAAUCACUUGACUAUGGGCGAACAUGGCAACCAUACCAGUAUUAUGCCACAGACUGCUUAGAUGCUUUCCAUAUGGAUCCCAAAUCAGUGAAGGAUUUAUCACAGCACACAGUCCUAGAAAUCAUUUGCACAGAAGAAUACUCCACUGGGUACAUGACAAAUAGUAAAAUCAUCCACUUUGAGAUCAAAGAUCGAUUUGCAUUUUUUGCUGGACCUCGGCUUCAUAAUAUGGCUUCCCUGUAUGGCCAGCUUGACACAACCAAGAAGCUGAGAGAUUUCUUUACCAUCACAGACCUGAGGAUCAGAUUGCUCAGACCAGCAACUGGGGAAAUAUAUGUAGAUGAGCAACACUUGGCACGCUACUUUUAUGCAAUCUCAGAUAUAAGGGUAUAUGGAAGGUGCAAGUGUAACCUUCAUGCCACUGGCUGUAAAGAAGAAAACAAAAAAUUGUUUUGUGAAUGUGAGCACAAUACUACGGGCCCAGACUGCGGGAAAUGCAAGAAGAAUUAUCAGGGUCGACCUUGGAGUCCUGGCUCAUAUCUGCCUAUUCCUAAGGGCACAGCAAAUAUCUGUAUUCCCAGUAUUUCCAGUAUUGGUAAUCCACCAAAGUUUGAUAGGAUAUGGCCGAAUAUUUCUUCCCUUGAGGUUUCUAAACCAAAUCAAGUUGCUCCCAAAUUAGCUUUGUCAACUGUUUCAUCAGUUCAAGUUGCAAACCACAAGAGAGACUGUGAAUGCUUCGGCCACUCCAACCUGUGCAGUUACAUCGAGCUGCUAAAUACAGUCAUUUGCGUGAGCUGUAAACACAACACUAGAGGGCAGCACUGUGAGUUAUGCAGGCUGGGCUACUUCAGAAAUGCUUCUGCAGAGCUGGACGAUGAAAAUGUAUGCAUAGACUGUAAUUGUAACCCUUUUGGCUCUGUCCAUGAUCGCUGUAAUGACACAGGAUUCUGUGAGUGUAAGGAGGGAACAUCAGGGACUAAAUGUGAUAAGUGUCUGCUGGGAUAUAUCUGGCACAGCUUAGGCUGUCAACCAAAUGUAUGUGACAAAGAACUACUGCAAUGCCAGAAUGGAGGAACAUGCCUCAAAAACAUGCGAUGCCAGUGCCCUCCAGCCUACACUGGCAUUUUGUGUGAGAAGCUGAAGUGUGAAAGGGAUCCAGGAGGUUGCAGCCAAAACUCCGGCAACAUGGCAGUAUCACAUGGCCCUCUAUUACCGCUGACUGCUCUACUAGGAGUAACUGGGCUUUUCAUAUUCUAGGCUCCGUCUGGUUGAUGGCAUCACGUUCAGACUGCUUCAGAAGGAAUGUGCCACAAAAAAAAAAAAAAAAAACCCAAGCAUUUGCUACUAAAAUUUUAAAAAAGAAAAAGAAUAAAACCACGUAUAAACUAAGAAGGCCCAACUGAACUAAGCCAUAUUAAUCAAUUGUGGACAGCACUCUGAGUCAAACGACUGUUAAUUUCUGACUCAAGACAAGUUGGCAGCUGCCAAGUCUAUUACUACAAACAACAAUGCCAGCUGCAAAGAGUACACAGGAUUGAAAAGGCUUUGACAAGCCCCCAAAAUGGAAAAUAAAAAACAUUUGCCACUUUGAUAUGGUGCGCUACUGUACCUCUGCCCAGUGUGUGGACCAACCAAAUAGAGGCAUUCUUUGCUGUCAGUGCAUUGUGGGUAUAAGGAAAUCUGUUAAAGCUGCCAUAUUGGCCUGCUUCAGUCCCUAAAUCCCUUCCAACCUGUGCUUUAGUGAACGUUGCUCUGUAACCCUUGUUGGUUGAAAGGUUUCUUUGUCUGAUGUUAGUGAUGCACAUGUGUAACAGCCCCCCUCAAUAAAACUCAAGACAGUCAUAUCCUUGUAUAUUUUAGCAGCACCGCAUCAGUAAGAUGCUGUGUUCAUCUACUGUACAAGAGUGGCUAUAGGACAAAAAGUGUAUUUAUCCUUUUGUAUUCAAAUGAAGUUAUUUUUCUUGAAAUAAUGUACAAUGUAGAUUUUUUGUAUUAUUGACAAUUUGUGUUACCAGACAAUUUAUUCAUGUAUUUAAUUCUAAUCGGAUAAGAAAAAUUACUUUUUAUUUAAUCUUUUUUUUUCUUUUCUUCUUUCAUUUAAUUGUGCAGAGAUUUCUCUGUAUGGGCAACGUGCUGGCAUCAAAGAAUAUCAGUUUACAUAUAUAACAAGUGUAAUAAGAUUCCACCAAAGGACGUUCUAAAUGUUUUCUUGUUGCUUUAACACUGGAAGAUAAAAAAAAAUAAAAAUUCCUGCAUAAACAAACAAUUUCAGGAAUUUGUAUUGCAAUUUCUUAAGACAAUUUUUAAAAAUUAUUUUCCUUGAUCCUUUUACUGUCUGCUAUAUGGAUGAAAUACCACUCUGAAUAAAAAGAUACCUUUUGUUUGAGGAAAAUGUUAUAAAAACACUAAAUCUGUAUUCACCUUAAUCAUCGCCAGAAUUAUUCCAAGGGUAAUUUACAAAAGUAUUAAAGAAUAUUUUCUUUAAAUCAUGCAACUUUUGUGGAUUGACAGUAAUGAAGUCGAUAUCGCCCCUGCUUAAAUGUGUCUCCUAAAGCUUCAUUAAAAUGAAAUGUUUAUUUAUAUAGAAAUAUUAGUCUGCCUCAGAAACCGCAAAAGCAAUGACAACCCCCUACACACAGAAAAAAAAGUGCAGUGAUUCAACUUUUAAUAAAGUCAGAUUUAGUAUUUAGAGGGAGUGUCAAAAUAUACAGCAGCAAGUAGAUAAAAAGUGCUGUUCCAGCAAAUAAAAGUUUGUUUUAAGUAUUGCUCAAGGUGUAAUAAAUUCUUGUUUCUACCUUUUAUUAGGCCAAUUACUGAGUGUGACAGCAAGGGAUAGAGAGAAAAGUACAAAUAAACCAAAACCAUGGCUAUUGCAGAGACAAGGAAAAUCAAAAGACAGCAACACUGUGUGGAUUCAUUUCCUAGCAGAUUUUCAUCAUACAUAAUGUAAAUAUUUUACCAGUAUGAUAGCCUAGAAUGGAAAACAAUUAAUCAGCACAGGCAAAAAUCCUAACGGCAAUAGAUUCUACUUGGCUACUUACUCCCCUGUGGUGAACAGACUGUGAAUUUGAAAAUUACCUUCUUUGAUAGCCUCUCCACCUCCAGUGGGGAAAAAGCCCAUUGUUGGCAGAUACCUUGUAGGAAUAUUACAUGAGGAAACAGCGUAUCUUAACAGUUUUUGUUUCUAGAAAAACUCAUCUGGAGAUUGACAAUACAGGUAAACAGGUAGUAUUUGUUCAAGCUACCACCUCAGCCCCGCCUCUGGAAUGUUUGCUAAUCACACCAGCAGUCUCUUUUAGUUUACAAAACAAGGGUGAGAUAAAUUAAAGGUUUGGCUGUGUGCCAGCAUGGCCUAUGUGAAAUUGUAGAUUUAUAUUAGACGCAUGCUCAAGACAAUAAACAGAAAAUGAUAUUGCAGAGUCACUGCGGAAUAUAAAUGCAAAUAUAGGUGACAUACAGAUCUGAAGAUUACUUAUAAUUAAAUGGAUUUCUAAUAUUAAAAUGUGGAAUUUAAGUUGUCUUGAAGUUUAUUAACCCAGACCAAAUGCAGACCAUGUAAUUAUUGGAAAAGAUGCACUUUAACUGUCAUUAUACAGUCAAGGCUUUGUGAAAGUGCUCAGGAAGCAUGUUGUGCAUGUCUGAUUAUACUGAACUCUGCUAGACAAUACUAAAGUAUAAUGAAUAUCAGAUCUUAAUCAGCUCAUCUGCAUUUCAAUUUCAUGAAGGUACAAGCAUCUAAAACUAUGUGGAAUACACAGCUUUCCAUAUAUUUAUAUAGCAUUUUCUGCAUUUCACCACAUAGGUCAGCCUGCUUUUAAUAAAAUGCCAAUUUUAGGUACAUAUCCAAUGGAAAGUGAAUUUUCUUUUCAAUCAUCCUUUUCAUCAAACCUCAUUAUUUUUGCCAUUGUACACACUGUAAAGGAACUGCAGUAUCUGAAGAUUUUUGAGCGUGAAUUCUGCUAUAAUAUUCAGAGUAUAUGAAUAAUUAUAUAAUGCACAUACACACAAUGAGAUUUCCGCACUGCUCUGUAUUGGUUUAACUCUGUUUCCAUUGAAGUCAAUGAGGAAUUUAGGGAGGCAGAGUGUAUUUCCCAUAUUGAAAAUUGGUCAGAACAACAGACAUCUUGCUGAAAUUGCCAUGGGAUCUUUUAGUGACCACAAAUAGUCAUUGUGACAGAGAUGGCAACUUCCUGCAAUAUCUGUGGGAGAGCUUCCUCUAUUAAGAAGUAGCAUUGUGGGCCAGGGAUUCUGUGUAAUUCCAUGGGGGAGGGGGCACCACAGCUCCUCCAGAAACUAACAACAGUGUGGUGGGGACUUUUGGGUAAAGAAUCUGAGUUUACACUGACUCAGAGCCUUCUUUCUGAUCCAGCAACUGGACAAUACCUUCUGUCCAAAGGAUACCCCAAUCCUUCCUGGGAAGGAUGGGAAGGACUUUGGCCUACUAAGGCCGCAUAAGACUGAUGGAUGACAUCAGAUGAGCUUUUAGCAUGCAUAUAGGAACGUUUAUUAUUUUUUAUGUUUUCUCUGUAAUGCUUUCACCAUCAGAAUAAAUGUGCUUGCUUAUAAAGG
Messenger RNA from Malaclemys terrapin pileata, 10179 nucleotides. RefSeq names its product netrin G1 (gene NTNG1). The transcript has 10 exons. Gene Ontology annotation, molecular function: cell-cell adhesion mediator activity. The coding region runs from base 5122 to 6867 and encodes 581 amino acids. NCBI's taxonomy places the organism in Eukaryota, Metazoa, Chordata, Testudines, Emydidae. The record is from RefSeq and is a predicted model, not a curated record.